Messenger RNA from Myxocyprinus asiaticus (Chinese sucker), 9281 nucleotides. RefSeq names its product plexin-B1-like. Gene Ontology annotation, cellular component: semaphorin receptor complex. Gene Ontology annotation, biological process: semaphorin-plexin signaling pathway involved in axon guidance; negative regulation of cell adhesion; positive regulation of axonogenesis. The transcript is spliced from 35 exons. Bases 213 to 5870 code for a protein of 1885 amino acids. Gene Ontology annotation, molecular function: protein binding; semaphorin receptor activity. NCBI's taxonomy places the organism in Eukaryota, Metazoa, Chordata, Actinopteri, Cypriniformes, Catostomidae. The record is from RefSeq and is a predicted model, not a curated record.
AUCCACGUGUUGCGUUGAAUGUCUCGCGUCCUGUCGGUUCACCGCAAAGUUCAGAGGCUCCGGUAAUAACAGCACACACAUCAGAGUCGGCGGAGGAACUGCGAUCGGACCGGACUUUUCCAUGUUUUACACACAUUAACAGACCGAUCGUGUUGAAGAAUUUCUAAGCAGGUAGCCCGAAGGAACGCCGCGAAAGCAGGUGAGGGGGUGCCAUGCCAGCUGCUGCUCCCCUGUUGCUGCUCCUCGCCAACCUGUGGUGGCCUCUGGUGUUGGCCCACGGUCAUCCUCACAGCUCCCCCACAUUCACCUCCCUCGAUGGCUCCCGCUUCAAUCACCUCCUGCUCGACAAUUUCUCAGGACAGGUCUACGUGGGGGGAGUUAAUGUGCUCUAUCACCUCUCGGAAGACUUGCAGCUGCUUUCAAGGGGCAAAACCGGGCCCAAACUGGACAGUCCGGACUGCCUUCCCCCCAUCGACCCCACCGAUUGCACUCACGCUGAAACCACAGACAACACCAACAAACUUCUUUUAUUAGAAGAAGUGGAAGGAGAGCGUCCACUCAGCCUGAUCGUGUGUGGGACGGUGCUACAAGGUAUCUGCGAGAAGCGGAGUCUGGAGAAUGUCUCACAGGUCCUGUACAAGACCGACAACCCCGUGGACACUCAGUAUGUGGCCGCAAACGAUCCUCGUGUGUCCACGGUGGGUGUGGUGGUGGAGCAGAAAGGAGUUUUGCUUAUGCUCGUUGGGCGAGGCUACACCAGUAAAGGACCCGGUGGUAUUCCACCAAUCACUAUGCGCCGUUUGGCACCAAUCGGCCAAAACUCUGUGCCAGCGUUCUCCCACGAAGAACUUGGUAAGCUGGUCGUCGGUAGCUACUCGGAAUACAACAACCACUUUGUGAAAGCGCUCCACCACAACAAUUACGUCUACUUCGUUUUCUCUCGGCGCGAUGUGUGGGGUAAACGGGAGUACAGGACAUAUGUUUCAAGGCUCUGUGCAGGUGACCCCAAUUUCUACUCAUAUGUGGAGGUGCCGCUCUCCUGCGUUGGAGGAUACAAUCUGGCACAGGCAGCUGUGCUUGGCAUGCACUGUGAACAACCUGCGUUGUUUGUGGCCAUGGCCAUGGGGCAAGCAUCGACCCCCACGCCCACAGACAGGUCGGCUCUUUGUGUGUACAAGGUGGAAGAGCUGGAUAAAGCUCUGCAUGGUGCUCAGCUGCUGUGUUACACACAGGAGGGUAAAGACAGCAAUAACAAGGAGAAGGCUUACAUUGAGUACGAAGUGUCUUCCAGUUGCUUGAAACUCCCGCAGGAUUCUUUGAUGGAGUACCCCUGUGGAGAGGAACACACACCUAGCCCUAUUGCAAGUGCCAUUCCUCUUGAGUCCACGCCCGCUUUCACCUGGACUCCACCCAUCACCGCCGUCACCACGGCAACUGAGGUUGGCCACACCAUCGUACUGUUAGGAGACAAAAGCGGAAGGCUUCACAAGGUGUUCCUCUAUGCAAAUGGAACCGGCACCAAAUAUGACACUGUGGAGGUGGAUACAGAGAGUUCCAUUAACGCCGACCUGCUGUUGGACUCCACCAAACAGAACGUCUAUAUGUUGACAGAAAGAAAGGUUACAAAGCUGCAGGUGUCUCAGUGUGAGAAGUAUUUAGACUGCCACUCAUGUCUGUCUAACAGAGAUCCCUACUGCGGUUGGUGUUCACUGGAGGGCAGAUGCACACGGAAGAUGGAUUGUGCACGGAAUGCUCAGCCACACCACUGGAUAUGGAGUUACGGCCGUGAACAUCAGUGUGUGUCCAUAGAGAGUCUAGAACCCGCCAUCCAGAGCAGAGAACAACAGACACAGAUCUCUUUCACAGUUCUACAGUUGCCAGUUUUGUCAAAGGAUGAGUCUCUGUCUUGUGCUUUUGGGAGUUUGGCUGCUCAGCCUGCGGUUGUCAUGGAGAACCGAAUCACAUGUCAAUCACCCGCACCAGAAGAGCUCCCCCCCAGCCCGUUAGGCAACGAUCAUGUGUCUGUUCGAAUGGCACUGAAGUUCGGAGACGUGACCAUUUCCCACACAAACAUCACUUUUUAUGACUGUAAAACAGUAGGACGACUCAACGCAACAUCACCAUGCAUGGCGUGUGUGAGCAGUAUGUGGCCGUGUCACUGGUGUGUGAAGGAUGAGCUCUGCACUCACGAUAAAAGUUGCCCGCGACAACACGCCAUCUAUAACAGCAGGGAGCAGUCGACACCUCGAGGGCCCGACUCUUGUCCCUGUGUUUGGGCCCUGCAAAGUUCGCCACUGGUUCCUGUUGGCUUUGACACGGAGAUCUCUCUACAGGGCAAAAACCUAGACAUAUUUGUGGACGAGGAAGAUUACGCAUGCGUGCUGGUCAUUGAAGGCCGGGAGCUGCGUUUACGGGCCACGUUGGACCGCAGCAAAGAGACGGGGGCGCAUGUGUUCAAGUGCGCAGCUCAUCAGUUUCAGUACUCAGGAAAGCAGUUUGAAUAUUCAGCCCCUGUAUACCUGCAGUGGGGGACACAGCGUAUAGAUUCAGCACCACAUCUCCGCCUGCAGCUGUAUGACUGCUCAGUGGGACAGUCCGACUGCAGUCAGUGUCGUGCGGUUGCUGCUGAUUAUGGGUGUGUGUGGUGUGGUGAUGAAACUCACAGCUGUCUUUAUAACCAAUCAUGCACCAGUGGAUCUGUUGACACUUGCCCUCCCCCACUCAUUGCUCAGGUCGAGCCACUGACCGGGCCACUAGAGGGCGGCAUUCUACUGACAAUCCAAGGCUCGAACCUGGGCCAGAGUUUCCAGGACAUCCAGGCGGGAGUGACAGUGGCAGGGGUUACCUGCAGACCUCUACCUGAGGCCUAUCGCAUAUCCACUAGCAUUGUGUGUGAACUCCAGACCAGUGCAAAUGUCACCGCUGGACCAGUGGUCAUCACUGUCAGAGGGGCAGAGAGAGGAGAGUCUCAGCAGAUGUUCUCGUAUCAGAACCCACAGCUGAGCCGGAUUGUACCCAGAAAGGGUCCUUUAGCUGGAGGCACGAUGCUCACAGUUCAUGGGUCUCAACUCCUGACGGGACAAAAAACAGAGCAAAGAACCGACCAGAUAACAGGCCUGCAGGCAUUUGUGGGCUCUCAGCCCUGUCGCAUAGAUGGAGUGAGUGACACUCAGCUGAUCUGUCGCACCAGUCACUCAAACCAAACGGGAAAUGUGCCAAUCAAAGUCUUGUUUGGAAGGGCAGAAAGGAUUGUGGAUACUGUCCUAUUCAGCUAUAUGGAAGACCCAGUCAUUACUGAUGUAACCCCUACAGAGAGUUUCUAUGGAGGAGGGCGUGCUAUAUAUGUGACCGGACAACACCUUGACGUUGUUCAACAGCCAAAGAUGUCAGUUUCUGUAGAGCCGAGAGGAACGUUUGAAGCCAGAAAGCGGCGUUACAGUCACGUUUCGGUCAGAAAUCCCCUGAUAAUGAGACAAGAGUUGUGCACUAACGUUACCUCAGAGCGGAUGAUUUGCCAGAGUCCCACAUUGCCAAGGGAUUCCAGGAUCGUGCGAGUGUGGUUCGAGAUGGACAACGUGCACAUUGACUUUCACACCAUCAAAAACAAACCGUUCAUAUACCACUCAAACCCAGAGUUAUUCCCGCUCAACAGCGAGGCCCCGGGAACGGCUAUCCGCUUCAAACCUGGAGGAGUGCUGGCUGUAGAGGGUAAGGGACUGACUCUGGCCAUGAGCAGAGAGGAAGUUCUGGCACAGCUGGGAGAUAAAGAGUGUGACGUGAAGACUCUGGAUAACACACACCUGUACUGUGAACCACCUGAGGAACAGCCUCUCCCUGUGGGCGACGGCGACUUACCCGGCCUCAAAGUGUUAAUGGGAAGACUAGAGUUUGAUUUGGGUCUAGUGCAGUACGACAAUGAUCUUCAUUCCCCAGUGCCUCUAGCUGCUCAAGUCGGACUGGCAGCGGGGGCGGCAGUGGUCGUACUCAUCGUGCUGGUCAUCAUUCUCAUGUACAGGAGGAAGAGUAAACAGGCUCUGAGAGACUAUAAAAAGGUUUUGGUGCAGCUAGAGACUCUGGAAAUAAAUGUUGGAGAUCAGUGCAGAAAAGAGUUUACUGAUCUGAUGACUGAGAUGAUGGAUCUCAGCAGUGAUGUUGGUGGACCUGGAAUUCCUUUUUUGGAUUACCGCACAUAUGCAGAGCGCGUUUUCUUUCCCGGUCAGAAGGGGGCUCCACUGAGUCAGAACCUGGACUUGCCUGAUUCACGCAGACAGACUGUGGAGCAAGGCCUGGGUCAACUUAAUAACCUGCUCAACAACAGACUUUUCCUUAUACGGUUCAUUCAUACCCUGGAAGCGCAGCAAAGUUUCUCACAGAGAGACCGAGGUUACGUCGCAUCUCUUCUCACGAUGGCUCUACAUGAUAAGCUGGAGUACUUCACUGAUGUCAUGAAGACUUUACUGGGGGAUUUGGUGCAGCAAUAUGUGGCCAAGAACCCCAAACUCAUGCUGCGCAGGACUGAAACGGUUGUGGAGAAGAUGCUGACCAACUGGAUGUCCAUCUGUCUCUACUCUUUUCUCAAGGAGGUUGCCGGAGAGCCUCUCUACAAGUUGUACAGGGCUAUUAAGUACCAGGUGGAUAAAGGACCGGUGGAUGCAGUGACGGGCAAAGCCAAACGCACUCUCAAUGACAGUCACCUUCUCAGAGAGGACAUAGACUACUGCUCAGUAACUCUGACAGUGCUGGUGAAGAGUGGCGUCGAGGUCCAGCCCUGUCCUGUUAAAGUUCUGGACUCUGACACCAUAACUCAGGUUAAAGAUAAAAUCCUGGACCAGAUCUAUAAAGGAGCUCCUUAUUCCCAGAGACCAGCCGCAGACUCGUUGGACCUUGAGUGGCGAUCAGGUCAGGCGGGUCACCUGACUCUUUCUGAUGAUGAUGUCACAGCAAUCGUUCAGGGUCGCUGGAAACGGAUCAACACUUUACAGCACUACAAGGUGCCUGAUGGGGCCACUGUGGCUCUCAUCCCUCGUUCCCAGAGUUCUCUUAGAGUAAAUCAGGUGUACCAGACUGGAGAGAAAACUCCUAUGCUGGAGGGAGAAGAGGAGGAAGGUCUUCGGUUGUGGCAUCUAGUAAAGCCAAGCGAAGACACUGAAAUCCCCAAACACAGGAAGAGCAGCAUGAGAGAGAGAGAACGUGCAAAAGCAAUCCCAGAGAUCUACCUUACACGACUGCUUUCAAUGAAGGGCACUCUGCAGAAGUUUGUAGAUGAUGUGUUUGUAGCCAUAUUGAGCACCAAACGGCCUCCACCCAUCGCUGUCAGAUUCUUUUUUGACUUCCUGGACGACAUGGCAGAGAAACACGGCAUUGAUGACCCCGAGACAGUGCACAUUUGGAAAACAAACAGUUUACCUUUGCGUUUCUGGGUGAACAUCUUGAAGAACCCUCAGUUUGUGUUCGACGUGCAGGUGACGGAUAGCGUGGAUGCUGUCCUCUCUGUUAUCGCACAGACCUUCAUUGAUUCCUGCACUACAUCCGAGCACAAAGUGGGUCGGGAUUCGCCUGUCAAUAAGUUGUUGUACGCCAGAGAAAUUCCACGAUACAAGCAGCUGGUGGAGAGGUACUACAGUGAUAUUCACAACGCAGUGUCUGGCUGUUACCAGGAAAUGAAUUCCACCCUCACAGAGCUGUCAGGGAGUUUUGCAUCGGAGAUGAACAGUGUGGUGGCAUUGCAUGAACUAUACAAAUACAUCAACAAAUACUAUGAUCAGGUUAUCAUGUCCCUGGAGGAAGACGCUGCGGGGCAAAAGAUGCAGUUGGCGUAUCGCCUGCAGCAGGUCGCCGCCCUGGUGGAGAAUAAAGUCACUGACCUUUAGGCUUUGACCUUUUACCUUUUAAAGCUCAUCAAUAAUCACAUCUGAGAGUCCAAUCAGUGCCUUUUCGAGCAAAGUAUUGAUUAAUCAGCUGAUGAAAUCCAACCACAGCGCUAAACUCUGCUCUUCCUGCGUGUUUGCAUGACUUUUCAAAUGAGCACUCAGUGAAUUCUUAACAAAAGGGAACAGGAAAUGAAGUAAUGAUCACCUCCUUUCGAUGACACCUUAAUGGGAUUUUUAUUGGAGAAGGAUCGGUUUUCAAACUGAAGCUACGAACUACUCAUAGUAGUACUGACAAAUUAAAAAUUGUGUGUGUGUGUGCAUGUUUGUUAAUUGGUUGUGUGUAUGUCCAAAAGGGGCUGCUGUAUAUGUGAAGCUGGCUUGAUUCAAAUGCUAUGACCCCAAGUCAAUUUUGAUGAAGCUACUGAAGCGACUCUCACAUGUAUUGUGACAUGCUGAGACAAAUUUUUGUACUUUCGUUCCGUUGAUCAAAGUUUCAUGGACUGCUACAAGUUGACCUCUGUCACAUUCAACCAUUACAAUCAUCUUGGUGCUUUGGAUAUCCACCAUUUACUUCAUCUAUAUGGAGUAUUGUGGUCCAGGUUUAGAGGUGUCAGUGUUUUCUCUUUGCCUAAUUUUUAUCCUUCAUUAUCAAAACUCAAAAUCAGAGACUGGCCAUGUGGUAUUAACAUUUUAUAAUAACAUUUCUACAUUAGAAUUGUAGAUCACGCAAGUAUUAAACUUGGAACAUUUGCGUAGAGUUUUCUAGAGCAAGUCUUUGCACACAAGUGCCAUAAGUUAUGAGAGCACAAUAUUUGUGUGUGCACGUUAUUGUGUAAUUUUAUGAGUGCAUGCAAGUGAGAGUAACAAAUUCAGUUUUGGAGGGGUUUUUACACGUGGGGAUGCUAAAUGACCUUUUGACCCAUCCGUCAGUCUGAUUUCAGGCUUGUAGCACUAUGAUCUGAUUAAGUUUGUCAAAGCAUCAAUAUGCCUUCACUCAAAAGAUUUCUGGUUUUUCUCACAAAAGUAUGUACAGGUCACAUUUCACCCCAAAAUCAAAAGAAAAAUAUAUUUGAAGCCUGAUUUAGGACCAUUAAGAUUUUCAGCCGUGUUAAAUAGUUUUCAUGACAAUUAAGCACUCUUCCCACACAAAUUCUCAUUACCGUAAUGCAUCCAGGCAUUUACUUUUGAGUUUUUUGUAAUUCCCGUGAUUGUCAGCGGUGAUUCUCAUUAGAUAUCUAGACAUACUAUUGCUUUUUUUCAUUUAAAUCAUCAUUAAAUUAAAGGCAGUAUACUAUCAUGAUAUAUCAAUACUUAAUGUUUUAAUAUGUAAUUUAUUCGCUUUACACCAGUGACAAUUUGAUUUUCUAUUUUUUUUUUUUUUUCUCAUUAAGAUAAUAGGAAUUGGGGUGGGGGGGUAGGGUUUCAUUGUCAUUAUAAAUGACAUUAUAUAAUGUCACAAUGCCAGAAGUCUUAAUGAACCUAAACUAGUAUUGAUAUAUCUUGAUUUUGGGGUGAAAUAUGUCCCAGUUCGCCCAUAAUUACAUGAAAUUUAAAAGCACAAGGUAGCACGUUUCUCCAAGAUACAAUAUUAUGUGAUUUGUGUCUCAAAUGAAAUUCAAAGAGAAGCAACUGGGACACGCAGUUUCUUGGGAGAUAAUAAAAAAAUAAUUGGGUCAGUUUGGGAUCAUCUUUGGAUUUUGGGGUGACAGGCAGAGAAAAGCAUCUUUACUGCUCAGUUCCAAUGAUUAGAAAAGCCACAGUUGAAUUGAGAGUUGUGUAAUUCAGACACUGCAUAGAAACUAACUUAUUAUAUUGUAAAUAAUGCUUAUUUAUACAUGACUGCCAAAUGUGCCUUCUUUGUUACAUUUUAUAAUGUCUACCUAUUGCUUGACAUAACUUGCCAAAUCGAGAAGAUGAUGAACUGUGGCACUGCUGUUGCCUGUGGAAGCAAGUGUGAAUUAGUAAAGAUCAAUGGCGACUUGAGUUAAUUCUGUUAUAUUGGGCUGUUGGUCACCGGACUUCAGUGUGUCUCAGGAUUACAGCCACUGAUCUAAAUUUAUUCAGUAUAAACACUCUUGUAGCCAAAUUAAUUUCUAGUUCAGUCCAACACUUUAUUUCCAACCUGCUUUGUCGCAGGUGACAAAAGUGUAAAUUGUACUGAUUUCAGCUUUGAAUUUCACUGUGUUAUGUGAAUCUGUUCUUAUUUGCUUGUUCAUAUUAUGUUUUGUUUCUUACCCAAAGCACUUUGUGUUUAUAUUUUGGUUCACCCACAAUGUCUAAAUUUUUGUAAAGCUUAAUGAAUUAAGGGAGAUAAGCUUUAAUGCAAUCCCUUUCAUGUAUAAAACUGAAAAUAUCAUUUGAAUCUUUCUCAUUUAUUUGAGGGUCACUGCUAAACCCCUGAUUGAUGCUUUUAUAUGUGUUAGAUGUUAUCUGGACAUCUAUAUGAAAUGCAUUUUCGAAGGCAUUUCUGGUCCUGCAUUUAUUUAUGUGACAGUUCAUCAUACUAAUGUAUGCAGAGGGUUGUGUUGUAAAAAUAUGAAAUGAUAACUCAACUAUUAGUUUGCUCAUCCUGUGUAUGUUUAUUAGCCUGUUUUUGAAUGCAUUUCGCCUCAAUGUAAUUUUUAUUAUUAUAGACUGAUGCAUGCUUGAGAUUUGAUUGGAUUUUCUGAUUGGUAUGUUUGAUGAGAGGUUCAUUCUACGGACUGCAUUAUGAGUGCAUGACUCUCAAAAACACGAGUGGACCACUCUGUGAAUGAGGUGUGUGUGUGCAUUAAAGUUUGUAGGUAUUAGUAGCGCUUUGUACAUGACAGUGAGGUUAUUUGCGAAUCUCCUUUUAUGUACUCUCAUUUCUUUGUGCAAAUUUUUUUUUUUUUUUUAAACAGUCUUGCAAUUGACUGUCUUGCCAAUCGAGUGGAAUACAGCUUUGUAUCUUUGCAGAUAAACAAUUCAGCCUGUUGCUUAAAGGAUUGUUGGUGUAUAUGAAGUCCUUGCCUGGCACCACAUUUUACACAACUUUUGUACAGGGGAAAAAAAUAAGAUAGUAAUUUUCUAAUGAAGUUGGGGUUAAAAGAGAACAUUCUAAAGAUACCCAUUCUAAAGACUUGCUCUUUUGUAUUUGUAUUGUGUAUAGUUUGCUAACAAUUGUGUAUAUGUGCCUGUACAUAUUGUGAAGAAGACAUUUUCUUUUUUUUCCCAUUUCUUUUUUCAGCUUGGAUAAAAUUACUCUCUCCAUUGAGGAAUUGGGAGCCAAAAUGUUAAAAUGAGUGUAAUGGACAUUUGUAUCUGGAAAAAAAUAAAGCUAUAAUUUUAACAAUGAAGACAAACGUGUUUAAUUUAAAGGAAUAGGUCACCAAAAAAUGAAAAUUCUCUCAUCAUUUACUCACCCUCAUGCAAUCCCAGAUAUGACUUUAU